UCUUUCUCUUCCCCCUUUUUUUUUGUUUUUGUUUUUUCGUUUUCGUUUUCUUUCUUUUCUUUUUCUUUUUCUUUUUUUUUUGCAGUCGGAGGGUUGUGCGGGACUUGCGAGUAGAUUCACCGCAACCCAACUCGUGGGUCGAUGGCUUGGAGCUUUGAGUUGAGAGGUGUAUGGCCGUUUUCAGGGAAUUGGUAACAGUGUUGUGACGUCCCCUAGAUCUUCAGGUUCUGCCGAGUUGGCCUUUGACGGUGUCAGAGCUAUUGGUGAUGAACCUCCGAGGUUUGUGACAUAGGCGGCAGUUUGUUAGCAGUUUCGGUCGUAUUGAUUCCACUAGCGGGAAAUGAGCACAUUGCGUCCGAAGAAAAGACGGAAAGGGCGGAAUGAGUUGGGAGUUAUGGCUGGACCCAAGGGGGAGGAAAUUGGAGAGGACACGGCCAUAACCAAUUCUCUGGGCGAUGACACGCUGCUAAAUAUUCUGCAACGAAUUCAGUCUCGGGUGCUUCUCAGCGUGGUGUCGCUCGUUUGCCGACGUUGGAGACGUCUUUGUCAGGAAAAUUUGGUGCAUGACUUGACGCCUCCACUCUUCAGCGUCCGUGACAAGCCCUGGGGUUCCGUGACAGAUUUGCAGCUUAUGGAGUUGGCGAAGAAGCAUGCGUCCACUAUUGAGUCGAUUGAAUUACGGGGUUUGAAGCAGCUAACUGGUGAUGACAUUCAAGGCAUGUUUUCCAAAUUGACACGGUUGCAACAUUUGACAAUCGCAUCAGAUCCUCCUCUAAUCAGUAGCAAUUUACAGAACCUUGUGCAUCACCUGCCCGGUAACUUGGUAACUUUGGACUUACAUACGACUGGCUGCAGCACUGCUGUACACUCCACUCCCAGUAGCCGGACCUUACCACCGUCCAUCACAGAUGAUUUUGUGGGUACUGUGUGUCAACGCUGUCCCAAACUUGAGCGAUUGAUUCUAGAUGCAGAUUCCCUUAUCAGUGAAACCUGUUUUGAUAAACUGCUGCACACUUGGUCAUCUCUUACCUUGUUGCAUAUCAGUAGUCCUGCGCUGGGUUGGAGUUCAGUUCUCCAUUUGUUCCAGUCAUGUCAAUGUUUGCAAGACCUAUCUUUGUGCUCCUCCAAUCUCGCAGUCCCUCCAAAAAUUGCAGCAGACAAAGCGGGUUACAGUAUUGGGGUAGAGGUGGCUGAGAUGUAUUCAAAACAAACCCUAUCAGCUUUGAUGCCCCCGUCCUUGGUUUCUAUUCGGCUCUACUUAAGUCUGCAUGCCUCAGUGCACUGGGAUCUAUUGCCCGCCCAAGAUCUGAUGAAGUAUAAGGGACACCAAAUCCGGCAUCUGCACGCUCAAACUUCUUUCCAAGGCAGCUGGUAUUAUAUUUCUGAGUGGUGCAUCAAUCUCAAAUCGCUGGACUUGUCACAUGGGCACCAGCACAAUUACAAGCUCUCUGAGAGGGAAGAAAUAGUUCUCUGCCGAUUAGUGAAGCAUUUGGAGCAGCUUGAACAGCUUGCGCUGCCUGCAGCAAACGAUCGCAUUCUUACAGAAAUCGGCCGUCACUGCUCUAAGCUUGUGAGGUUGUUUUUCCAGGGCUGGAGGAUGCGAAGAGCAGGACCAUUGUCGAAGCAGUUGGGCGUGACUGACUGGGGUGUUAUAGCUUUAGCAGAAGGUUGUCCGGAACUCCGUGUAUUAAGUCUUGGAGGUUGCUGCAAAAUCACAAUUUCCUCCAUCAGGGCACUCGUAUUCCAUUGUACAAAGAUUGAGGUGCUGGAGCUUAAUGGAUGCACAGCCUUGACAGAUAAUGCAAUUGUAUUAUUAUUUCAGCGACUUGGUUCGUCACUGUUAUUUUUAGACCUACUUGCCUGCUCGAAAUUGACUUCUGGUGUAAUGCAGUCGGUCCUUCAACAUGUCCAGGCUCAUGGGACAAGCUUGCGCGUGCUGACUAUUCCGAAUUCAGUUAAGGGCCAGAGUGCCAGUAAAUCAGCGAUAUCGCAGUUGAAUAAGGUGGCUCCCACAUUGAGUAUCAGAGGAAACAACAAUGGAUUACACUGGGACGGCUUCUAUCACUGCCCACCUUGGAGUUAUCGUAGCUAGAUAUUAUUUGAUGCAACCAACUCCCAUCUGAAUUGUAGACCGUGCUAGGGACAGCAGUGAGCAAUCCUGAUUACAUUCUUUCAAACCUCUAUAAAUUCGUGUUCUUAUCAUAUUCACAGUAGAACUGAUAUCUUGGAUAUAGUAGAACACAAAUGUUCACGCAGUUGUAGAACACAAAGCAAAUGUUUACAAAUUUUUGCAUUUAUAACACAAUACUCUUUGACAUGCA
Molecule: messenger RNA, 2321 nt
Organism: Physcomitrium patens
Lineage: Eukaryota; Viridiplantae; Streptophyta; Bryopsida; Funariales; Funariaceae
Source: RefSeq, a predicted model, not a curated record